This is a messenger RNA of Myiozetetes cayanensis, 1637 nucleotides long. RefSeq names its product hydroxy-delta-5-steroid dehydrogenase, 3 beta- and steroid delta-isomerase 1 (gene HSD3B1). Gene Ontology annotation, biological process: steroid biosynthetic process. Gene Ontology annotation, molecular function: 3-beta-hydroxy-Delta5-steroid dehydrogenase (NAD+) activity. Lineage: Eukaryota; Metazoa; Chordata; Aves; Passeriformes; Tyrannidae. The transcript has 3 exons. Bases 337 to 1470 code for a protein of 377 amino acids. The record is from RefSeq and is a predicted model, not a curated record.
GUUUGUUUGGCAUUGAAGUUGAUUUUUGAGCACUUUCUGAUUUGUUAAUUUAAUUCGUUUAGAAUAGUUUGUAAAGUAUUUUUCCUUUGCAUGAAAAAAUCUUUAUGCUACUUCUGAAUAGGAAUAGCUAGCAAAAGUAAGGCGUGCUUAAAAAAAUUGUUGUUUAUUGUAGAGAUUAGAGUUUGUCUGUCAUUAGCCUCUCCUUCUGGUAACACCCUUUGAUUUGUAAAGACUCCAGAGGUUGAUGUCAUAUGUUCAUUCCCUCAGGCAGGAGGUGAACCAGCCAGUCUAAGCUCAAGAGGCAGCCAGUUCGACACCGAGGAGCAACCCAGAGCAAUGUCCCUGGCUGGGGUAAGCUGUCUGGUGACAGGAGCAGGGGGAUUCCUUGGCCAGCGGAUUGUCCGCUUGCUUUUGGAAGAAGAGGAGGAGCUGGCUGAGAUCCGACUGCUGGACAAGGCCUUUAGUGAGGAAGCACUCAACAGGUUUGAAAAGUUCAAGGGUAAGACUGAGGUGAAAAUCCUGGAAGGGGACAUCCGAGAUGCGGCAUUCCUGCGCCGUGCCUGUCAGGGGGUCUCACUUGUCAUCCACACGGCUUCCCUCAUUGACACCCUGGGCCUUAUAGAGAAGAAGUUGCUCUGGGAAGUCAAUGUAACAGGUACUCAGUUACUGCUGGAGGUGUGUGUCCGCUGCAACGUCCAGCACUUCAUAUACACCAGUACCAUAGAAGUGACAGGCCCAAACUGCAGAGGCGACCCAAUUUUCAAUGGUGACGAAGAUACAGCUUAUGAGAGUACAUCAAAAUUUCCUUACGCCCAAAGCAAGAGACUGGCAGAGGAUUCUGUGCUGAAGGCAGAUGGCCAGGUGCUAAAGGAUGGUGGCACACUGAUGACUUGUGCCCUGAGAUCCAUGUACAUUUUUGGAGAAGGAUGCCCAUUUCUUCAAAGUCAUCUGGAUAAGUGCCUGUUGAACCAAAAUGUCUACCUGCGCUUCUCCAGGAAGGAGGCUUUGGUGAACCCCGUGUACGUGGGGAACAUCGCCUGGGCACAUGUGCAGGCGGCCAAAGCCCUGAGAGUCCCACAGAAAGCCAAGCAUGUCAGGGGGAAGUUCUACUACAUCUCAGAUGACACUCCUCACAUGAGCUACGCAGAUCUAAAUUAUGAGCUGACCAAGGACCUGGGGUUUGGAAUCGAGCCCCAGCUCCCCAUGCCUCUGACAAUGCUGUAUUACUUCUCACUGCUGCUGGAGAUCGUGAGCUUCUUGCUCUGGCCCUUUGUCAGAUACAUCCCCUCCACCAACCGUCACCUGGUCACCCUCCUGAACACUCCAUUCACCUUCUCUUAUAGAAAAGCACAGAAGGAUUUUGGCUACGUGCCCCGCUACACGUGGGAAGAGGCCAAGCAGUGCACUGGUGAGUGGAUUGCCUCUGUGAUCCCCCAGCGAAGGCUGUACUUGCAAAGCAAUGCUGCCUAAGCCUAAAGAGAAGCUGAAACCCAGCUAAACAAGUAGGGCCUUGAGCUAGAGGAGAGCUGGGGAGCAGCAGCAGCAGCAGAUGACUACAAAGCAUUUAAAUGAAUACUUUGCGUAACAGCCCACUGCCCCUAUCCCCAACCUCAGAAUAAAUAAAAGUGAAAUGUUCA